Messenger RNA from Talpa occidentalis (Iberian mole), 3248 nucleotides. Its product is annotated as zinc finger protein 276-like. The record is from RefSeq and is a predicted model, not a curated record. Bases 36 to 1607 code for a protein of 523 amino acids. Gene Ontology annotation, cellular component: chromosome; kinetochore; nucleus. The transcript is spliced from 11 exons. Gene Ontology annotation, biological process: regulation of transcription by RNA polymerase II. Gene Ontology annotation, molecular function: zinc ion binding; chromatin insulator sequence binding. NCBI's taxonomy places the organism in Eukaryota, Metazoa, Chordata, Mammalia, Eulipotyphla, Talpidae.
ACGUGCCGCGAGCGCGGCCCGGCCGACCUCUGGCCAUGGGGCACUGCCGCCUGUGCCACGGCAAGUUCUCCGCGCGGAGCCUGCGGGACAUCUCCGGGAGGGCGCCUGGGGACAGUGCGGAGAGGCCCUCCUCCGGGAGCCGGGUCUUCGUCAGGGACUUCCAGUGUCUGCUGGGGGUGGCCGUCCGCCAGGACCCUGCGCUGUCCCCGUUCGUCUGCAAGAACUGCCAUGCCCAGUUCUACCAGUGCCACGGCCUCCUCACGUCCUUCCUGCAGAGGGUCAACACCUCACCAUCGCGCCCCCGGAAGCCGUGCGCACAGGUCGGCGCCCACCCCCUGGCAGGCUCGGAGGAGGGAGCGCGUCUGGUGGACCUGACUAGCCCGAGCACCCAGGGCCUGCACGGCUUGGUGGGGUGGGUGCACGGACAUGCGGCCAGCUGCGGGGCCCUGCCCAGCCUCCAGCGCACGCUAUCCUCCGAGUACUGCGGCAUCGUCCGGGCUGUGUGGGGCUGUGACCGGGGCCACGACUACACCAUGGAUGCUGAGGCCAGCUGUGGGGCCCGCUGGCGGGGCAGCCACCCGGCCGUCCAGUGGGCGUGGGAUAAGGAGGCCCAGCAUCGGGGAUCCGCCCCUGCGGGGGCCACCCCACAGGUCGGCCAGGGCAGAGCAGCCGGGGCCGGGCCCGAGGCCCAGACAGAGAUGCUGCCCGGCUCGGACCUGGCGCAGCCGCCUUCGGAUGGCAACCCCGUGGGGCCUGGGCCUGGCCCCCCGCCUCAGCCCAGCCACCCCCCAAGGGGGACCCCAGGGCGAUUGGUGGAGAAGCAGGUCCCGUCUCCAACUGCGGAUGAUCGGGUAAAAGACGAGUUCAGUGACCUUUCUGAGGGGGACUUGCUGAGCGAGGACGAAAACGACAAGCGGCAGAACCCCCCGUCCUCCGACGAGUCCUUCGAGCCUUACCCAGAAAAGAAGGUCUCUGGUAAGAGGAGUGAAAGCAAAGACGCCAAGAAGCCUGAAGAACCAAAAAUUCGAAAGAAACCUGGGCCCAAGCCCGGCUGGAAGAGCAAGCUGCGCGGAGAGAGGGAGGAGCUGCCCACCAUCUACAAGUGCCCUUACCAGGGAUGCACCGCUGUGUAUCGAGGGGCCGACGGUAUGAAGAAGCACAUAAAGGAGCACCACGAGGAGGUACGGGAGAGGCCCUGCCCCCACCCAGGCUGCAACAAGGUGUUCAUGAUCGACCGCUACCUGCAGCGGCACGUGAAGCUCAUCCACACAGAGGUGCGGAACUAUAUCUGCGACGAGUGCGGACAGACCUUCAAGCAGCGCAAGCAUCUCCUGGUCCACCAGAUGCGCCACUCGGGAGCCAAACCUCUGCAGUGCGAGGUCUGCGGGUUCCAGUGCCGCCAGCGGGCGUCCCUCAAGUACCACAUGACCAAGCACAAGGCCGAGACGGAGCUGGCCUUCGCCUGUGACCAGUGCGGCCGGAGGUUCGAGAAGGCCCACAACCUCAAUGUGCACAUGUCCAUGGUGCACCCACUGACACAGGCCCAGGACAAGACGCUGCCCCCUGGGGCGCGGCCAGGCCAGGCCGUGAAGCCCGAGCCCACCUGAGGCCCAGCCCAGGUGGUGGCGGAUGAUGGUGUGUCCUGACCCCCGUGCUGGCCCAGUGCGAAGUGGCCAGGGGCUCGGCCCGCGCCUCAGGGCCCUUCCGGGCUCCGUGCUGGCCGGCAGUUUCCACAAACACUGACCCCUCCCCCUACCGAAGCAGUCAGGAGAUUGUGACCCACUUCUUAGCACAAGGAGAGCUCGGCGUCGUGCUUGUAAUAAAUUAUUUACAAUGCGAGGGGUGCGUCAGACAGUUGGGCUCCGGGGCGGGGGUGGCCUGCUGCCGGCUCGGGAGGGCGGCGCUCAGCUCGGGGUCGCAGUGUCCGCAGGUGGCCAGCAGCUGGAGGAGACCAGAGUGAGUGGGGAAGCAGGGCCUGGCAGCCCCCUCAGCAGGGCACGGGUGUGCUCACCUCUGCCGCCUGUGUGCGGCUCCAUCUCGGGCACCUGGGUGCCAUCUGCAGCAGAAAGAGCCGCGCUUGCAUCAGCAGGCCCACGGGGCUGUCCUGCAGGGCAGCAGCAGAGCCCAGGUCAGCAGCCUGCCGGGUCUCAGCCUGCAGCCCUGGGGACAUCUCGCUGGCUGGCUGGGACCUGCCUCGUCCUGGAGAUCCUGCCUCCCACCAUCCGCAGCGGGUGCCGCGCCGGUCUCCCCGGACACAAACAGGCAGGUCAGCUUCAGGUACAUGUCCACUGCCACGGGCAGGAAGGUGUCUUCACCCUCGAGGGAGUCUUGGUCGAAGUAGGGGAGCAGGCUGCGGCAGAGCGGGUGAGGUGAGGUCCAGAGGCGGGCCCAGGCGGAGCCCCGCCCUGCACCUGCCCCACUGACCUGUAGAAGGCGAGAGGCAGCAGCCGGAGGAGCUGGUCUGGGGCCAGUCGUGGCAGGACCCAGGCCAGGUUGCUGCUGUCUGCGGGGACCAUGGGGUGUCAGUGCCACGCUGCCCUCCUCCAGCGCUGGGGGCUUGGCUGCACCUGUCCUGAUGCCCCCGGGCUUGGUGUCCUCUGGGGACCCCAGCUGGUGCCCAGCACCUCCUUACCCAUCUCUGUCACCCGGAAGAGCCCCAGCCAGGGGAGCCGCCGCUUCUGCACACACCUUAGGGUCUCGGCGCAAACGCCCAGGGCCUGCUGGGCACUGAGUGUAGCCUGUGCGCAGAGGAGGCCUCAGCCUGAGCCUCGCACCCACUACCCGCCGCGCACCCUGCGUGGCGACCCUCAGACCCACUCGUCUGGCAUGACUCACUUGCGGGUCGAGGCGCGAGGCCAGCAGGCUGGUCACGCAGAAGAAGAACAGGAAGAGCAGCAGCUGGAAGGAAGGGGCACUCAGGGCCGGCUGGGGGGGCCACCCACAGGCCGCCCCCAGAUCACUCCACCUGUGCAGAGGAGCUGCCCCUCCUCGAGGGCUUUAGACUCCCAGAACCUGCGGGCAGUGACCCCACACCCGGCCUGCCUGGCCCGAGAGGCAGUGGAUACGAAGCCCCGCCUGGUGCUGUAGUUAGCAGGGAACCCACCCCCACGGCAAGCAGGACCGUGCGGCCCUGGGGACACUCGGACACGGUGCCCACCCUGCCUCACCUCCUCUCCCAGGGCGUCCAGCUGAGGCAGCGUGCUCCCGGGCCCGGCUCGCUGGAUGGACAGGUGCAGUGCCGCCGCGGA